UCACCCACCGCCCCCAGGAUGUCACCCACCCUCGGGGCGUGCCCGCCCCCGCUCUGACGUCCCCGCUGUCCCCCGCAGGUGCCACCAUCGUGUCCCCAGCAUGGCGGAGGCUCACCAGGCCGUGGCUUUCCAGUUCACCGUCACCCCCGAGGGCUUGGACUUCCAGCUGAGCCGCGAGGCCGUGCGCCAGCUCUACCUGGCCGCCGUCCACUCGUGGAAAAAGCGCUUGGUCCGCGCCAAGAACAGCUUUCUGAGCGGGGUGUACCCCGCGUCACCCUCCAGCUGGAUGGUGGUGGUGCUGGCCACCGCCGGCUCCUGCUACUGCCACGUGGACCCGUCCCUGGGGCUGAUCGGCCGCAUCCAGAGCUGGCUGCCCCACGG
Messenger RNA from Parus major (Great Tit), 381 nucleotides. Its product is annotated as carnitine O-palmitoyltransferase 1, muscle isoform-like. The annotation marks the transcript as partial. NCBI's taxonomy places the organism in Eukaryota, Metazoa, Chordata, Aves, Passeriformes, Paridae. The record is from RefSeq and is a predicted model, not a curated record. The transcript has 2 exons.